UGGCAAUACUAGCUCCCUAAACCAAACACGCUGUUACGUCUUCUGCUUGGCAAAUUUCUAUUUGUCUCUUUAGGGAUCAGGAAGAUCAGUAAAUGUUUUUUAUUUAGGUUUUGUUCCUUAAAUAAUUUUUUCCCCUUUUCCCUUUUCUCCUUAACCCUCACUUGCCUGUUCUUCUUUCCGAAACACCUCUACCUGUUCUUGUUCUCUCUACCGGUCGGAGAAAACUCUCGGUUGCCGUAGCCCCUCACGUGCAAUUAAGACAGUACCAAUUCUAUUCCAUGGCCUCUAAAAUCGAAAGCGAGAAUUCAACCGAUACUUCUCCAUCAUCGCCAAAGAACAUAUACAAAGAUCCAGAUGAUGGGCAGCAGCGCUUUUUGCUUGAAUUGGAGUUUGUUCAGUGCCUUGCCAAUCCUACCUACAUCCACUAUUUGGCCCAAAAUCGAUACUUUGAGGAUGAAGCAUUCAUUGGAUACUUAAAGUAUCUUCAAUAUUGGCAACGCCCUGAAUAUAUUAAAUUUAUUAUGUAUCCUCAUUGCCUCUAUUUUCUUGAGCUGCUUCAGAAUGCAAAUUUUCGCAAUGCAAUGGCGCAUCCAACCAAUAAGGAACUGGCACACAGACAACAAUUCUACUUCUGGAAGAACUAUAGGAACAAUCGGCUAAAACACAUUUUACCAAGAUCCCUUCCUGAACUUAGCGCCACACCUGCAGCUCCUGCUCCUGCUUCAACCUCAUCUCAGGCACCUGUGUCUGCACUACCACCAGUACCUGCAACAAGUGUUGCUGUGACAGCAACACCUUCUCAAGCUCCUUCUCCAAUGCCAUAUGGUAUGCCCCCUGGCUCUGGUCUUGCAAAAAAUGACAUGAGGAAUCCUACAGUUGAUAAUAGAAGGAAGAGAAAGUGACUGUAUAAUACGACAUGUAAAUUGAUUAUAAAAGCAAUGCAAUGUGGUUGGAUCAGGCAAUCAGUUUAUUUUUCCUUCUUAGUUGAAAGAUUGAAGUGGUGAUAUUGAUCGAACCAAAUUUUUUUGCAAGUUAUUUUUUUUACUGUUAAUGUUAUUAAAUAUUAGUUAAUUUGCACUUGGUUAGUUAAUUUUCACUUGGGCUGAAACAGUUCUGAUUGGAAAUCCGUAUGCAGUUAGUCAAAACUCAUUAUGUUUGAUGCAAAUGACUUGUGAAAUGAUUUUACAAUUGGCAUGUUA
Glycine soja is the source of this 1199-nucleotide messenger RNA. RefSeq names its product mediator of RNA polymerase II transcription subunit 31-like. The transcript has 6 exons. Bases 279 to 902 code for a protein of 207 amino acids. Gene Ontology annotation, biological process: regulation of transcription by RNA polymerase II. The record is from RefSeq and is a predicted model, not a curated record. Gene Ontology annotation, molecular function: transcription coregulator activity. Gene Ontology annotation, cellular component: core mediator complex; mediator complex. NCBI's taxonomy places the organism in Eukaryota, Viridiplantae, Streptophyta, Magnoliopsida, Fabales, Fabaceae.